Messenger RNA from Onychostruthus taczanowskii (white-rumped snowfinch), 2667 nucleotides. Its product is annotated as zinc finger protein 418-like. Gene Ontology annotation, biological process: regulation of transcription by RNA polymerase II. Gene Ontology annotation, molecular function: DNA-binding transcription activator activity, RNA polymerase II-specific; RNA polymerase II cis-regulatory region sequence-specific DNA binding. Gene Ontology annotation, cellular component: nucleus. The record is from RefSeq and is a predicted model, not a curated record. Lineage: Eukaryota; Metazoa; Chordata; Aves; Passeriformes; Passeridae. The annotation marks the transcript as partial. The transcript has a single exon.
UUCAGCUGGAGCUCCAGACUGAGCCUGCACAUGAGGACCCACACAGGGGAGAGACCCUACGAGUGUGGGGAGUGUGGGAAGAGCUUCAGCUACAGAUCCAGCCUGAUAAGUCACCAGAGGAUCCACACUGGGGAGAGACCCUACGAGUGUGGAGAGUGUGGGAAGAGCUUCAGGUACAGCUCUGAUCUGAUCAGGCACCAGAGGAUCCACACUGGGGAGAGGCCCUACGAGUGUGGGGAGUGUGGGAAGAGCUUCAGCUGCAGCUCCCGACUGAUGAGGCACCAGAGGAUCCACACUGGGGCACGACCCUACGAGUGUGGGGAGUGUGGGAAGGGCUUCAUGUGGAGCUCUGAUCUGAUCAAUCACCAGAGAAUCCACACUGGAGAGAGGCCCUACGAGUGUGGGGAGUGUGGGAAGAGCUUCAGGUACAGCUCUGGCCUCAUCGAGCACCAGAGGAGCCACGCUGGGGAGAUGCCCUACGAGUGUGGGGAGUGUGGGAAGAGCUUCAGGUACAGCUCCCAGCUGAUCCGGCACCAGAGGAUCCACACUGGGGCACGACCCUACGAGUGCGGGGAGUGUGGGAAGAGCUUCAGGUUUAGCUGGAACUUGGCCAGCCACCAGAGGACCCACACCGGGAAGAAGCCCUACAAGUGUGGGGAGUGUGGGAAGAGAUUCAGUGUGAGCUCCAACCUGAUGCUGCACAAGAGGACCCACACUGGGGAGAGGCCCUAUGAGUGUGGGGAGUGUGGGAAGUGCUUCAUUCAGAGCUCCAUCCUGAUCCUGCACAAGAGGACCCACACCGGGGAGAGGCCCUACGAGUGUUCCAAGUGUGGGAAGAGGUUUCAGAGCAGCUCCCAUCUCCUCCGGCACUAUCACACUCACACAGAGGAGAGGCCCUUCCGCUGCCCCGACUGUGGGAAGGGAUUCAGGCGGAACUGCCACCUCGUCAGGCACCGGAGCCUCCACAAUGGGGAGAAGCCCUACGAGUGUGAUCAAUGCAGGAAGAGGUUUCAGAGCAGCUCCUGUCUCCUCCUGCACUAUCGGAUUCACACAGAGGAGAGGCCCUUCCGCUGCCCCGACUGUGGGAAGGGAUUCAGGUACAACUCCUCCCUUGUCAUCCACCGGCGCACCCACACUGGGGAACGGCCAUACAAGUGUGGGGAGUGUGGGAAGAGCUUCACCUGCAGAUCUGCUUUGACCAGACACCAACGGAGUCACCGCUAAGGGAAGCCCUGCGAGUGCCCCGAGUGCGGGAAGAGCUUCGUGCGCUGCUCCAGCUCCAUCCCCCACUGCAGGAGCCACGCUGGGCACAGCCCUGGUGAGCCACAUUGCCUGUGAUCCGUGCUGGGAGCACACCUGGCUGCUCCUCUUUUUGGUUUGGCCUUAAUUUUUUUAUACUGUGUCGCUUAAAAACUGCCAUAACUGGCUUAAAUGAAAGAAAUUGAUUGAGCUUAUAUGAAGUUGCACCAUUUCUUAGGUUUUUGAGGAAGAAUGCUAAUAACUGCUCCCUUGACCCAAACCCUGGGAUACCCUAUAAAAACCCCUGAGCCCUGCCUUUGCUUUGUCUUUUGGGGGUAAGAAAUGGAUUCUGGAGCUUUCUGAAACCAAGUCGUACCUCGUUUGUUCCAGGCACCGGCAGCUGCAGCCUCCCUGGGCACUGUGAGCUCUGGAGAAUGGGAGCAGCCAUUGAGGGCGUGUCCUGGAUUGCAAGCUGAGUGUGUGUUCUGUGUUCUGUUUGCCAUCUGUCAUCGGUGGGGCACAAAUCUCCUUUUCCUUGGGCAGUUUAUCUCUUCCACAGCCAAUCCUCUCUCCAGGAGACAUCUUCUGUCUGUGAGCCAUUGAUUAUUAAUUAUCUGGUGUUAACGGGUGUUUGAGUGUCACUGCCUGGCUGAUAAAAUGACUUCAUCCCAUUGGGAGAUGCUCCACCCAGUGGGAAUAACCAAGCAUUCCUUGGCGGGUGGAAUCUGAGCAGAUUUUCCUUACUGGAUUUCCACUGGAGCAGGCUUUUCCUACUGGAUUCCCAUUGGAGCAGCCCUUUUCCCACUGGAUUCCCAGAGGAUCAGCCCUUUUACCACUGGAUUCCCAUUGGAGCAGCCCUUUUCCCACUGGAUUCCCAGAGGAUCAGCCCUUUUACCACUGGAUUCCCAUUGGAUCAGCUUUUUUGUGCUGGAUUCCCAUUGGAUCAGCCUUUUUUACUGGAUUCCCACAGGAUCAGCCUUUUGGUACUGGAUUCCCACAGGAUCAGCCUUUUGGUACUGGAUUCCCAUUGGAUCAGCCCUUUUCCCACUGGAUCCCCACAGGAUCAGCCCUUUUCCCACUGGAUCACCACAGUCUCAGCCUUUUCUACUGAAUUUACAUUGGAGCAGCCUUUUCCCACUGAAUUCCCAUUGGAUCAGCCCUUUUCCCACUGGAUCCCCACAGGAUCAGCCCUUUUCCCACUGGAUCACCACAGUCUCAGCCUUUUCAUAUUGGACUGCCAAAGGAUCAUCCCUUUUCCCAUUGGAUUCCCAGAGGAUCAGCUCUUUUCCCACUGGAUUCCCAUUGGAUCAGCCCCUUUUCCCACUGGAUUCCCAUAGGAUCAGCCUUUUCCCACUGGAUUCCCAUUGGAUCAGCCCUUUUCUACUGGAUUCCUAUUGGAUCAAAAUUUCCCACUGGAUUCCCAUUGGA